This is a messenger RNA of Drosophila elegans, 2273 nucleotides long. RefSeq names its product protein drumstick (gene drm). NCBI's taxonomy places the organism in Eukaryota, Metazoa, Arthropoda, Insecta, Diptera, Drosophilidae. The record is from RefSeq and is a predicted model, not a curated record. The transcript is spliced from 3 exons. Bases 848 to 1093 code for a protein of 81 amino acids. Gene Ontology annotation, molecular function: DNA-binding transcription factor activity, RNA polymerase II-specific; RNA polymerase II transcription regulatory region sequence-specific DNA binding. Gene Ontology annotation, biological process: embryonic hindgut morphogenesis; regulation of transcription by RNA polymerase II; embryo development. Gene Ontology annotation, cellular component: nucleus.
UUCAUUCAACUUUGUGCCGCUCGAGCGUGCGUAUAUAGUUCCCUCUCAUCAGUAUCAGUAUCAGUAAAAGUAACAGUAACAGUAACAGUAUCAGUUCCUUCGCGAGUACCUUCAAAAAAGAUACAAAUCGAUCCACGGUCGCAGUCCCAAACAUUCGAUCGAAAGAAAAUCAUCUGAAUAGAAAACGGUCUACUUCUCGAUUUCGAACUCGAAGAACGCGUAAUUCCAGUGUUUUCCCAUUGGUUAAGGUGUUUGCCUUAAAGUGAGCCAUAAACUAAAAACCGAAACCUAAAAGUCGGCGGAGAGGAAAAAAACUAAAUAACGCCCACUGCAAAAAACACCACCUACUGGUUACCCGUGGAAAAAGCUAAAAAAAAGGGGAGUAAAGGUGAAAUCACAGAGCGGCGAAACGAGCAAAAAAAAAAGCAAAAAAAGAAAAAUAGAAAAGAUAGAUAAAGCCGGAAGCGACGUUGCCGCUUUUCACCGACGACCAAUCCAAGCCGAAAAGCAGCAGCAAUUAACCGCCGGGUGUUAUCUGGCAGAUAGCGAUUAGAGGAACUCAACCCGGUGGAAAUAAACCCCCAUUGAGUGGAAACGCACACCCCCCACCCCCCCAAACAAAUUGAGCCGACCAAAAAGAGCGCCAUAGAGAGGGCAGCGAAGAGCGGGAGUGUAGCCCACGGAAAUCACCAUUUGUCGAGAGCGGGAGUACUGAGUUUGGAGAGCACCGAGAAUCGUACCUCGUACUGCCACUGCCACUAAAAAAAAAAGCACUCAACACUCAACAAUCAACGCCGAACACAAAACACUCAACUGCCAAGCAGAAGUACACAUAUCGCCUGUCAAAAUGUUUGCUGUAAUGCGAAUCGACAACGAUGACUGCCGGUCCGAUUUCCGCCGCAAGAUGCGUCCGAAGUGCGAGUUCAUUUGCAAGUACUGCCAGCGGCGAUUCACCAAGCCGUACAACCUGAUGAUCCACGAGCGCACCCACAAGUCCCCCGAGAUCACCUACUCGUGCGAGGUGUGCGGCAAGUACUUCAAGCAGCGCGACAACCUGCGCCAGCACAGAUGUAGUCAGUGUGUUUGGCGAUAAGCUAAAAUACCAUAUAAACAUAUAUAUAAAUAUAUAUAAAAACCACACACAGAGCAAUAUAUAAAGUAAAACCGAUAUCUAAGCACCGCAGCACCAACAACAGCACGCAAUAUCACAGCUAUAUCUUACACACACAUAAAAUGAAUGAAUGGGAUCUGAUGAGGCAACUGCAACAACACACCCCGCCUACUUCUUCAUGCACCACUCUUUAAAUAUAUACAUAUAUAAAUAUAUAUAAAAAUAUUAAAAACCUGCAACACCGGCAACUGCAAUAUUGCUUAAACUACUAGAUGCAAUCUACAGCCACGACAAGCGAUUAUAGUGAAUGGAAUGCUAAGUUCAGGUGUUGGUUUUCAAUCUAUUCGGUUAUCUGGUCUAUACAAUGCACACUUGCCACGCCCCCCAUCAUCAGCAGAACAGCAACAAAAAGAUAUCCAAAUGUUGCGCAGGCGCAGCACAACAGCAACAGUUGCAGCCGUUGCAACGAACAUUGCAACAGCAGCCACCAUAUUUUCAAUAAUAUUUUCAGAAAUCUACACAUGGACACUUGUGGGCGUGGCUGCUUCGGAAAAUGAUGAAUAUGCAACCCCAAAACAACCAGCAACUUGCAACACGCACCAACGAAAAGCUUGCAACAUCCUAAAUUGCAGCGAAUUUCAAAGUUGCAGCUGGAAGAAAAUAAAGCGCAGCACCUAAAAAAAGGAACAUUUUCAACAGCAACACUAGCCAUGCAAUAUCCUGCAAUAUUUACGUUAAAUUCCUUUAAAUAUCAGCAUUCCCGCCAGCACCAAGCCACCAGCAACAGCAGAUCAUCAAUUGACAUCCCAGAAGAGCUCAGUAAAACAGCUAACAAAAACCGCAUGCAACACAACAGCAACAUGUUGCUGCUGACUUCCUCACGUGAGUGUUGCUCGUGUUGCCGGUGAAAGUGCAAUUAAGCCAAAGCUUCUUGUGCUUUUUAAUAUAUGCAGGCAACAACAGCAACACACAACAGAGCAACACACCAGCAACUUGCAACAUCCACAUGCAACAACAAUCAGCUGCAAUUAUCUUGCCUUAAACAAUAUUAAAGAUUUACACACAUUCUACACCCACACUCUCGCUAUAUUUUUAUGAAUAAUAAAUAAUAUAAAUAAUAAUAUUAAAAAUGCAUAAAAUCAAAAAAGAAACACCCACACAC